CGCCGCCAGAGGGGAGGAGCCACGCCUCAAAUACACACUGCUUUGUAUUUCUGCUUAACAUUCGCAGGUAUUCGCUUGAAAACAAACACCGAGGCUCCAUAAUUUAAACCACACUCAUCUGUAUAUUAAAGCUAAUCUGUAUGGAGCUGGAUCGGCGACUCUUGCUGGCCCACUGCGCCGCACACACCCUGUCGGUGUUCGCCGGGCUGAUGGUGGUCGUCCCGCUGGCGCUGAACGGGUCUGCGUUUAAGGGCCGGUGCGCGCUUUUUAGCCAGGGAUUCUGGAGGACGGAGAACCUGACGGUGGCCGAGGGAGAGACCCGGGAGGUCAGUCAUCUGGUGGUGCAGCAGUGGGGUCCUCCGGCCGCCUGUCAGUUCGCCACUUUCGUCGGCAUGUUCAGCGUUCUGUACGGGGCGGUUCAGGGCUGGAGAAGUUUCUUCUAUCUGCACCGGCGGCACGACGACACUCUGUUCUCUGCAUUCCUGACACUGCUGCUGAGCCUGUGUGUUCUGUUCCUUUCUGGAGGAGCCAGUGUGACCCUCAGCCUGGGCCUCGUGUCCUGGUGCAACACUGUUACUGACCAAAACACCAGACCCUACAGUUGUUCUGAGUCUCAGUCUGUUCCACUUUAUCUGGACGUUGAAACAUCCUCUUUCUACUCUGAGCUCAAUUGUGCACAGAUCUCUCUGUGGUGUGUAACCGCUUUAUGGUUGGCUCAGUCUAUUUUGUCCUUCCUGAGGCUUUAUCAUUCCCACAGUCAGCAGAUCAGCAGACCGUGUUUAUCCAGAGAGAAGGAACUCCUCCUGGGCCAAGCUCAAGCCGAAUGCCCCAUUCAUCACCCGCAUCCACACCCGCACCCUUCACACACUCCCAGUGUUUUUAUUUAGUCGUACAGUGUUGCACUUUGAAGCCUAAAGUAUACUGAGGUUUUUAUUGUAUACACAGCCUUUUGAAGUGUGUAUGAAAACAAAAUUUACAAUACUUAUUUUGAUCGCACAUAUUGAGUUCGUUUACAUGGACACCAAUAAUACGAUUUUAAUAUGAUUAAGACAAUACUCUGAUUAAGAGUCUACCAUGUAAACAGUGAUUUUCGAUUAAUUUAAUCCGAUUAAAGUCAUAAUCGAACUACACAGAUAUGGAAUUAAGACGUGGAGUAUGCCGAUUUUAGUCGCAUUAUUGAAGUGUACUACAGACAUGUAAACAUCACAAUCAAACUAUUACCGCUGUGUAGGAUUUUCGACGCAUUUUGUGACAGG
Molecule: messenger RNA, 1256 nt
Organism: Danio aesculapii
Lineage: Eukaryota; Metazoa; Chordata; Actinopteri; Cypriniformes; Danionidae
Product: Transmembrane protein 179-like
Exons: 4
Coding region: 141-887 (248 amino acids)
Source: RefSeq, a predicted model, not a curated record